Messenger RNA from Ipomoea nil (Japanese morning glory), 600 nucleotides. RefSeq lists its product as uncharacterized. The transcript is spliced from 2 exons. Bases 87 to 584 code for a protein of 165 amino acids. The record is from RefSeq and is a predicted model, not a curated record. NCBI's taxonomy places the organism in Eukaryota, Viridiplantae, Streptophyta, Magnoliopsida, Solanales, Convolvulaceae.
UUCAUCUCAACCCUCUCACCAAUCAUCCUAAACAUUCUUUAAUUUGUCAUAAUUCAUUAAAACCAUCAGACAAGAUCGAAGAGACAAUGACACCUCAACCUAGUACUGUUUUAGCUUUUGUUUCUGUACUCCUUCUACUCACCAUUAAACCUCACGAAGCCUGUAGAUCGAUUCCCCGUGACGACGAUGAACCAGUGUGGAUGAAGAAGAAACAUUAUCUUUUGUUGCCAUCUCUGCAGUGGAAGCCGGUUUCCCCUCCGGGAGGAAAUCCCGGCACCAACGGCGCCGUUAACUCGGCUACUCUCGGCGGGAAGGACUUUGCAGCUACGUCGACGCCGGGAAGUUUAAGGAAACAUGUUUUGUUACCGUCUCUGUGGAAACCGGUGACCCCUCCGACGCCCAACCCCGGCACCAACUCCGCUCUUGCCGGAGCAAAGAACUUUGCUGGUGGGUUGCUUCGUUCCCUGAAAUGGCGGCCGGUUAAUCCGCCGUCGAGCAACCCCGGCCACAACUCGAUCGGGACAGUGAAGGAACAGAACUACGCAGCUGCAGAAAUGUCUGCUCAUCAAUAUUGCAUAGAAUAAUAAUCUCUCGUUUGAU